This is a messenger RNA of Rhipicephalus microplus (southern cattle tick), 1443 nucleotides long. RefSeq lists its product as uncharacterized. The record is from RefSeq and is a predicted model, not a curated record. NCBI's taxonomy places the organism in Eukaryota, Metazoa, Arthropoda, Arachnida, Ixodida, Ixodidae.
UUUCUUCGAGUGCGAAAUGGAGGACUCGGCUUGUCGCAUUUGUUUUUAAGACAGGUAGUCAAUCGAUUUUGUUUCUUUAGAGACGUCGACAACCCAUUCCUUCGCACUGUCUGUCAACUUCGCCUGGGGCAACACUUGCCUAACAUGGUUGUAUCAACCUGCAGCGUACCUGGUGGUGUUUAUGGCUUUCUCCGCGAAGUUGUACUUUCUUGUAGGUUUCUGUCAGUGCGGUUUUCACUUGAAUACUUGAGUCAAGUCCGACGAAGAAAGUUGUACAAGGACCUAUGUGAUGUGUUUUUACCAGUGCCUUUGUAUCGGUCCCUUUACAAUGUAUGCCAUGGCCACACUGUACUAAAGCGCGUCAAGGCGAUGAAAAUAUCGCCAGGUGCUAAGAAUUUCUUUUUUAAAUUACAUACCGGUACGCUGACCGUCAAAACCUGGAUGGCUGCAAAGGGGUUUUACGUUCCUUGGGGCACGCAUUGCAUAAUAUGCAGAAAGGAGGAGACAAUUGAGCAUGUAUUCAUUGACUGCUGGGAUGCUAUCUUUCUUUGGGACGUGCUCCAGCGCACGAUCAAAAAAGACUUCCCCAUUGAUGCAUAUGGCAUCCGCUAUUUGCAAAUACAAAGUGACGAUGGUACCCCAUAUGAUAUGAUAAUGCUUAUGGCUCUUCAUAGCAUUUGGAAAUCCAGGAUGGCAGCCAUGCACUUUGAUGUAGAUGCACGAGCACCCACCCAGUACUUCAAAGAGUAUAUAAGAAAUUUUGUGGAUGAACAAAAGUUGCAGGAAUUCCCCCCAGAAUGGUUGCCGCGCGUCGAAUUACUAUCGACGAUAAAAGAUGUGCGUAUGAAAGUGCACUGGCUGCUGCACAAUGUUCUCGAUGAGGAUGUGCGACGCCCUUUCGAGCGGUACGGCCAAGUGGUUGACGUCAACAGAGAGCGGUGGCGUGUAAACGGCAUCAGUGAAAAAGGCUCCACUACCCGUAUUGUGACACUUCGGUUGAAAGUGGACGUCAAAAUUGAAGACCUGCCUCACCAAGUGAACGUAAGCGCCAGCAUCACCGGACCUCCGAGUGGCAACGACCACGCAGACCUGUUAAUGGACGAGCAUGAAGCUGAAGAGGCAGUGAGCGCGACUGCGAGGAAGGAAGAGGUGACCCCAGAAUUGGUGAAACUGAGCAGGCCUAGUAGGAUGGACAAUGAAAAGGUCGAGAACAAGGCAUCUGAACCAGAGCCAGAAAAACCGAUAACGACAGACAAGCCAGAACAGCACCUGCCGACUGUGAAGGCUCCCAGCGACGCAGACACACUGCAAGACGACAUGGAAAUCAGCGACAACGCAGGCAGUGGACUAGCUGUAAAGCGACCAAGAGACAUUGUUGGGAAGACUUCACUACCUCCGGAGACGUUCGUCGAGAAGAACCACCAGCAAAAACCACAGGAAUGA